Molecule: messenger RNA, 3314 nt
Organism: Panicum virgatum (switchgrass)
Lineage: Eukaryota; Viridiplantae; Streptophyta; Magnoliopsida; Poales; Poaceae
Product: receptor-like protein EIX2
Exons: 2
Coding region: 62-3031 (989 amino acids)
Molecular function (GO): protein binding
Source: RefSeq, a predicted model, not a curated record
AACACCAACACCACGAUCCGUCUCUCAUCCCAGCAACUGCAAACAGAACCAGAACAGCACAAUGGCUGCAACGCCACCUUCCUCCUUCCAUGGAGCUGCAAUUACAGCCAUGUGCCUCCUACUCUUCUUCCUAGUGCCAACCGUCACCGUUUCGCCUGUCUCCGGUGCAGAGACGUUCAACGGCAGCUGCAUCGCGGCCGAGAGGGGCACGCUCCUCUCCUUCAAAGCCGGCGUCACGAGUGACCCCAGCAGACUGCUGAAAUCGUGGCGAGGUGAAGACUGCUGCAAGUGGUACGGCGCGAGCUGCAGCUCCAGGACAGGCCACGUUGUGAAGCUCGACCUCCGCAACGAUUUCUUCGUAGAGGACUUUGACGGUCUCCAUGAUGACCAAGCCGUUCAUUGGCUGCGUGGGCAGAUAAGUUCAUCGCUUCUUUCCCUAUGCCAUCUUAAGCAUCUAGAUCUUAGUGGAAAUAUUCUUGGAGGCAAUAUGUCUAUACCGGAAUUCAUCGGUUCUCUGAAGAGCUUGACUUAUCUCGACCUCUCGAACAUGAAUUUCAGUGGUCGAGUACCUCCUCAGCUAGGCAACCUCACCAAACUAGCAUACCUCGACAUUAACAAUGAUAUCUUGGAUGCAUAUGCAUUUUCAUCGGAUGUUUCAUGGUUAGCAAGCCUUCACUCACUGGAGUAUCUUGACAUGAGCUACGUGAAUCUUAGUGUGGCGGUUGGCUGGGUUCAUGCGGUAAACAAGCUUCCAAAUUUGAGAGGACUUUAUCUCAUCAAUUGUGGACUUAAUAGUUCCAUCCCGUCACUUGGACACCAUAACCUUACGGUUCUGGAGGAACUUCGCCUCUCUCAUAACCCUUUUAACAGCCCCACUGCACCAAAUUGGUACUGGGAUGUAACUAGCCUCAAGGUUCUAGACAUAGAGAAGUGUGAAUUGUCAGGGCCCUUUCCGGAUGAGUUGGGAAAUCUGACCAUGUUUGAGGCCCUUGAUAUGGGAUGGAAUAGCAUCGAGGGGAUGAUACCAGCAACAUUGAAAAACCUGUGCAGGUUACAGGCGGUAUACCUCGCCGAAAACAACAUUGGUGGUGAUGUAACAGAUCUAAUAGAGAGGUUACCGAACUGUUCUUGGAAUAGCUUGCAAGAGUUAAUUUUGUUUGAGACCAACAUUACUGGCACAUUAAAAUCGGUACCCAACCUCACUGCCUUAAGCACACUUUUCCUUAUGAAAAACCACUUGAGCGGUUCUGUGCCUGUGGAGAUAGGAACACUAAAUUAUUUGGCUGAACUGCAUAUUGGCAAUAACAACUUCAGUGGUGUGAUAUCAGAAACUCACUUCUCUGGUUUGGCUAAUUUGAAGUCCAUUGACUUUUCUCAAACUUAUCUUGAAGUUAAGGUGGACUCGGAUUGGGAACCUCCAUUCAACUUGGACAGGGCAUUUCUUUCAUCUUGUCAUUUGGGUCCCCAGAUUCCUAAUUGGCUUCAAUGGCAAAAGAGCAUCUCAUACCUUGUGAUGUCGGAUGCAGGUCUCAUUGGUAAGAUCCCAGAUUGGUUUUGGACUACAUUUUCAAAUGCCUGGCUUCUGGACCUCUCUUAUAACCAAAUUAGCGGUGAGUUACCACUUAGUUUGGAGUUCAUGUCAGUAGAAGAGCUUUUUCUCCAGUCAAAUCAUUUAAUUGGUUCAAUACCACAGUUACCAAGAAGCAUUAAGUUAUUAGACAUCUCCGAAAAUUCUUUAAGUGGACAUCUGCCAUCAAAUUUAGGAGCUCCAUAUUUACAUGUUGUGGUUCUCUUUUCCAAUUGUAUAACCGGGAUCAUUCCAUACUCAAUUUGUCAAUCACCUCACCUACGGAUUUUAGAUCUUUCAAACAACCUGCUAACAGGGGGACUACCUGGUUGUGGCAAAGAAGAGCUGAAACAAAAUAACCCAUCAAGCAGCAACUCGUCAAGGAUCAACUCAGCAAAUUCUUCUAGUUUGGGAAUUCGUGCUCUCCUUCUAAGAAACAACAGCCUUUCAGGUGGAUUUCCUUUACUCUUGAAACAGUUCCAGAAUCUUGUAUUCCUCGAUCUAUCUCAAAACAGGUUCAGCAGGAAGUUACCUACAUGGAUAAGUGAGAGCAUGCAAAGAUUGUUAAUGUUACAGUUAAGAUCUAACAACUUAUCUGGUCAUAUUCCGAUCGAAAUAACAUGCAUUUUUUCUCUUCGUAUCCUUGAUCUAGCAAAUAACUCUUUUUCUGGGGUUAUGCCACGAUCUCUUGAGAACUUGAAAGCUCUAACUACCACUGUUGUGGCAUUAGAUACAAUAGAUAAUCCUUUCCAAGAACUUUAUGAGUAUACAUCCACUGCAUCUGGUCAGUCUAAUAAUGAUAGCUUAUCAUUGGUAAUUAAAGGGCAAGUUCUUGAGUACGGAAAGAAUGCCAUAUAUUUGAAGAGCAUUGAUCUAUCUUGCAACAGGUUAGCCGGACAAAUCCCGGAAGAAUUAGGUUCACUUCUUGGGCUCAUAAAUCUGAAUUUGUCAUCGAACUUCUUGAGUGGAAAUAUCCCGUAUAAGAUUGGCAAUCUGCAAUUAUUGGAGUCUCUUGACUUGUCCAACAACCUACUUUUUGGUGAAAUUCCUCAGGGAUUAUCAGAUUUGACUUCACUGAGCUGUCUGAAUUUAUCCUAUAAUAACCUAUCAGGCAGAAUACCGUCAGGACACCAACUUGACACUCUCAAGACAGACGAUCCUACUUCAAUGUACAUUGGCAAUCCUGGUCUUUGUGGGCAUCCACUUCCAAAGGCAUGUCCUGGAGAUAAUCCAGCACAAGAAGAUCCUGCCAGGUGGCAUGAAGAUGACAGCACUCAAAUGGAUUUUCAUCUUGGUUUAACCGUGGGAUUCUUGGCGGGACUUUGGAUAAUAUUUUGUGGCCUUUUCUUCAAGAAGACUUGGAGAUACGCCUAUUUCAGCCUAUGCGACAAAUUAUACGAUAAGGUGCACGUCUUCUUUGUAGUCACCUGGAAACAAUGGUUCAGAAAACCGGGUACAAACUGAUCAAGCAAUACAAAGGCACAUCUAUGGCAUGCCGAUUGGACCGGUAUCUUUGAUUGUGGAGCUUUGGGUUUUCUAUAAUGGAUCGUUCACAUCACCACGGCUAUGUUAGAAGCUCUCAAGUUAUAAAACUAUAAUAAAUGUGUGGUAUAUUGUUGCACUGUAAGUCUUUAAUGUAAGAGGCCAGUAAUUAAUUGUAAAACAGCCUCCACAAUUUGCUGUGUGAUUUGCUUGUAAUUUGGAAUUUCCAUAAUUUGUUGAAACUAAUGCACUCUGUUAUCCGAUA